AUGAUUUUGGGGUUGUUAAAUGUGGCUGGCAAAGGUGAAUGGAAGAUUGCUUCAGUAUAUGGUAGCACGAAUAUGUUUGAUAAAAGAAAACUCUGGCUAGAUUUGGAGAAGCACUGCACAGGUAUUCUUCCCAUGUUAAUUGGAGGUGACUUUAAUUGUGUGAUGUCCCAAGAGGAGAAAAGAGGAGGGAAGAGGUUUGUUUUAUCCCAAGGUUCUAAGGAUUUCAGUAAUUUCCUGAUCCAGAAUGAUCUUCAUGACGUCAAAACUAUAGGACCCAAGUUCACUUGGUGUAAUAACAAAAUAGGGAAUGCUCGUAUCUUGGAAAAAUUGGAUAGAUGUCUUAUUAAUUCCUGUGCUCUUGACAUCAUUCAUGUGGCUGUUGUUAAACACUUAUCUCGGGUGGCUUCGGACCAUUGUCCGUUAUUACUUAAUGUUUUUAAACCUGUGGAAUUCAAUAGAAUUAUCAGGUACGAAGAGGUGUGGGCUUAUUACUUUGGUGCUACGGCGUUGGUGAGAAAAAUCUGGAGUAAAGAAUGCAGGGGAGAUCCGGCUUCAGCUCUGAAUGUUAAGUUUAAACGAACUUUGAAAGCCUUGUAUUAUUGUAGUAAAGCGAAAUUUAAAAAUUUGAAUUCAUUGAGAGAUAAGUUGAAAGAUGAAAUUUCUGGAAUUCAGCUAGAAGAGUCUGAUGGUGAGCUCUCGGCGGAUAAGCUACAGGUUUUGAGAUUCAAAAUUAAUGAACUGAAUGUCACAUUGGCUAGACUUAAUACUUGGUGGAGACAAAGGGCCAAAGCCAAAUGGAUGGAGGAAGGGGAUUGUAAUUCGUCCUUCUUUCAUGCCUUUGCAAAUUCGAGAAGGAGCUCUAACUGGAUUAAUCAUAUCAAAACAGUAGAUGGGACAUUGUCGGAGGAAGAAGAUGUUAUCCGGAAAACAUUUUCUGAUUAUUUCAGACGUAAAUGGCAACAUAGGAGAUGCUCUUUAGAGGGUUGGCCUUCACCAUUGGAAACCAUUUGUGAGAGGGAACAGAACUUGCUUGAUGCUGAUUUUUCUAGAGAGGAAUUAUAG
Molecule: messenger RNA, 1062 nt
Organism: Dendrobium catenatum
Lineage: Eukaryota; Viridiplantae; Streptophyta; Magnoliopsida; Asparagales; Orchidaceae
Exons: 1
Coding region: 1-1062 (353 amino acids)
Source: RefSeq, a predicted model, not a curated record